UCAGGGUCUCAUGACUCCUUUAGCUUCUACAUUGAUGAAGCCUCUCCAGUUGGGCCUGAACAGCCAGAAACCGUCCAGAACUUUGUCUCUGUAUUUGGGACUGUGGCUAAAAAACUGAUGAGGAAGUGGUUGGCUACACAGACAAUGAACUUUACUAGCCAGCUGGGGGCAGGUAUACGAUAUUUUGAUCUUAGAAUUUCCACUAAACCCAGAGACCCAGACAAUGAACUCUACUUUGCUCAUGGUUUAUUCAGUGCCAAAGUCAGUGAGGGCCUGGAAGAGAUCAAUGCAUUUCUCACUGACCACCCAAAAGAAGUGGUCUUCUUGGACUUCAAUCAUUUCUAUGGGAUGCAGAAAUAUCAUCAUGAAAAGCUUGUCCAAAUGCUCAAAGACACAUACGGAAACAAAAUGUGUCCUGCUAUAUUUGCCCACGAAGUAAGCCUCCAGUACCUCUGGGAAAAGGAGCACCAAGUGUUGGUGUUUUAUCACAGUCCGGUGGCUCUUGAGGUACCGUUUCUUUGGCCAGGUCAGAUGAUGCCAGCACCCUGGGCAAACACAACAGACCCAGAAAAACUGAUUCAGUUUCUCCAGGCAUCAAUCACCGAAAGAAGAAAGAAGGGCUCCUUUUUUAUAUCUCAAGUAGUGCUGACGCCAAAGGCUAGUACAGUGGUGAAGGGGGUUGCUAGUGGUCUCAGAGAAACAAUCACAGAAAGAGCUCUUCCUGCAAUGAUGCAGUGGGUCCGAACUCAGAAACCAGGAGAAAGUGGCGUAAAUAUUAUCACUGCAGAUUUUGUAGAACUCGGUGACUUUAUCAGCACAGUCAUAAAGCUCAACUAUGCCCUGGAUGAAGGUAAAGAGCAAAACUAAACAUGUUUACAGUGUUUGAUAAAAGAAGGCCACUUACAUGUUUUCCGUGAGGUACCAAAUGUGAUUCGUAUGUCUUCUACAGUUAUGAACAGUGCCAAGAAAUUUGCUGCAUUCAGAGCAGUGAGAUGUACACUGCCCUCUCUCUGCCCACAGCAGGAUUCCCAUAGGUGCGUGCAUUACGGUGGGAGACUAAGGCCCCACUGCGGCCCUAAAAUUUUGAGUUACUACACUUCAUCUGUCAGUUGGUGUCACCGAUUGUAUUUAUCAAUGAGCCACAGGUUUAAAUACCUUUGUGAAAAAUAAAUAUAAAGUCAUGCCUCCAACAUUCACAUAAUCAGUGGACAGUAAACGUGAUGUAUUAUGUAGCUUGCGCAGAGCACAGCCUGAAUCCUGCUUGCUUUUCAUUUUUGCAAUGGGGUUUUCCAAUGUCUCUGCUCCGUGUAAAGUCAGCAGUUAUGUAGUGCUAACCUAACUCUGUACUAAAUGCUGCCGUUGUGUAUUUUCCAUGGUUUUAGCAGGAACAAAGUCAGGCUGGCUUGGAGCACCACUCCCUCUCAGGAUUAAUCUUAUGUAAGAGUCUGAUCCAAAGUCCAGUUAAUUUAAUAUGAAAACUUCCUUUGUUUAGCAAGACUUGGGCUUGGGAUCACAAAAUUGUGUGCACUGUAAGGUGGGCAGGAUUUGGUCUUAUAGCGGAAAGGUGCGUUCUGCAGGAUUAAAACUACGCUUCAAAAAAAAAAAAAAAGGUGCAGUCUAAGGUUCUCCUUAAGGCAGCUAUGAACGCAGAACUUCUCUGCUAAUUACAAAGAAAAAAAUCAGUGCCAAUUUCAUCAGUCAACAAUUGCUGUACUAAAGAGUGGAGUAGUUCAAUAUCUAGCUAGCAACAGUAAACUAUACUCCUUACAUUGUUCAUGAGAAAUAACAGACCAUAACAAAAGGUCGGAAAUGUACUGCAUGGCACUGGUCUGGUGGCAGAAUCUCUGAUGACCCUACUUUUGAUGGAACACAAAACUCAAAUAUAUGGAAAAUGUGGUGAGUUGUAAAAUGAGAGCGUUGCCACUGUAUGACCCCUAACAGGAUACAGUGCAGUCGUAUGUCUUUGAUAUAUCAGUGUGUGUGCACACAACUUUUGAAAGCCAAACACUCCACUUAUGGAAAAUGAUAGAUACUGUAAGGUCUUACAAGGAAAAUGCUCCCUGAAGUAUUGCAAGGCUUUAUAGGAUAAGACUAAGGUUAAGUUUCCAUUGAUACUACUAGAACGCUUACUUGAGUGAGAAGAGAAUGGUAUCUUAUGAUCCCUUGCUGUUUUCGGUCAGCUGAUAAGGCCUACCAUCUCAAAGAUCAUCCGGUCAUAUGCAAGCAAAAAUGGUCUUAUCAAAGAGGUGGGUUUUUCUUUUUUUGUGUUUUGGGGGGCUUUUUUAUGAAGAAGUGGAAUAAAAUGAACGCUUGCUGCUAUUUUGUACAGGGAGGGUGCCUUGGAAAAAGUGUGUGUGUAUGUAAACUCUAAAGACAUUUACAUGUAUGUACGUGAUACGAAGACAACCAUUCAACACUUGCUUAAUGGUAUUGUGGUUUCUAGACAAGGGUAUUAUAAACUUAGUUAAAGAAAACAGUGCAGGUGUUACAGCAUUAUGAUGCCUCCUUCAGUAGCAGUUUUUUGUGUAGGGAUUAGGAGUGUAAGAUUCAUCCUCAGUGAAAUCUGUGAUCCAAGCCAGUUAGGUUUUUUACAGCAUUAAAAACUUGACCCAAAGUGGCCCCAAAAUUCAUCAGGAGUCACACCCCAUCUUUGCACUGAAAAAGGAGUAGGACUUGGGCUUCCCCCUUGAGGGGGAAGGGGAUGGGGAUGAUGCACUUGGUUUUCAGUUGCCACAUACUCUCCAAGCAAAAUUCAUGUAACGGGCACACAAAAUGAAACAUAAAUGAAACAUGAGCAUAUGUUUUCUUUGUGCAGACUGGAAACUUGUGUAUUUUGCACAGUUCCUGAAGCGGUACCUUUUCAUCUAUUUAGGGUAUCCUAUAUAGAAACUUGAAAAUGUUUGCUUAUUUGUUGAAGAUGUGGCAUGAAAAGAUCUUUUCAUUCUUCUUAGCUAGAUUUGUUUGCUUCUAGAUUCUCCUGUCGUUCUUCAGUUACUUAAAUAUAGUCAAAACAUUUAAGCUCCCUAUAAGAUGGCAAAAUAAUCUGAAUAUUACUGAACAUGGGUGGACAAAAAAUGAUUUCUUUUUCGGGGUUUUGACUGAAAUUCUGUUGAGUCUGAGAGCAACAACACUGAGUUCCUCCUGGAACCGCUGGCUCAAGCACACACUAAACAGACCAAGCUUUUCACUUACACACUUAGGUGAAGGUGUGCUCAAAGCAAAUGUUUUACUGUAUUUAAGAAAAAGUGUGUGCCUGUGUGUGUGUGUGUGUGUGUUUGUGUGUGUGUAUAUAUAUAUAUAUGUAAUGCUAUAUCAUAUCUUGAGCUUAUUGGCAUUUUUAGGGAAUGUUUGUUUAGCAUCAGUUAUAUUCUAAUUGUCAUUUAGGUGCUGGAAAAUAAAAGCAAAAAAAAAAUCCUCUAUGAAGAAGGAUAAUAGACAAAUCAUGUAGUUUCUCCAUUAAUGGGGGAAAAAAAUCUUAGCAAAAUGUUAAACAAAAAUAGUUAGAAAAAUUGUGUUUUUAUUUAGCUGCCGAUCUCCUUUCUGUUGGAGAAGCACAGCAAUUUAUUGUAGGGGACAGGUAAACAAACUUGCCUUAAUUACUCAAACAAAAAGGGAGGGAAGUAUUAUCUACACUUUUCUGGCAAUUUUAUCUCUGAGGCACCAAAACUAAAAUUGAACUGUCCUAAUAGGGGUACACUCUCAGUUGAUGUAAUCUGGGAAAUCUUGCCAGAAGAGAACAAUCUGGAGAGGACUAUGCAGCACAACUGGGCCAUUCUAGAGCCCAGUUUGGUCAUCCCUAUGCAGCUAAAACUCUCGUUGAUUUCAACCAGAAGUGUGCUUGCAGGAUUGCUCUGCAGGACUGGUUCAGAUUAGCUAUCUGACCUCAUUUGUCUGGGGAGGUUUCUACACAUGUAUUAUGAGGAAUCCUGUAUGAGAAAUUAGAUGACUGUAAUCAGUUCAACAGCAUAAAAAUACCCAUCCACAUUACUGGUCUUCAUAACCAUCUGUUUAGUCAUACUGUAACAUUAUUCUCUGUCUUAAUAUUUUUUCUCCACCUGUGUUCAUUUCCCCCCCUCGUUAUGUUCAUUGUACACACUUGAAGUAUUACUGUCUUUUCGAGUUUCUAGACAUUUUUAUGUGAUUACUUGAUGCUUUCUGUCAGUCAUACCUGAAAAAUUGCAACUGCGUUGCGCAACACAAACUGAAUGGCAGUAGAGCAGAUUCUCAGCUGGUGUAAAUCUCUGUGGCUCCAUAUUUCAAUUUAUUAAAGCUGAGAAUCUCUUCCGUAAUGUUUGAUACUGAUCCAGCUUACACUGAUUUGAACUAAAAUUUAGCAGCUGGCCCCAGGAGUCUGUUUUCCACCUUAUAUGAGAAGGUAAAGAUCAGGAUCAGGCCAAAGGAGCCUAACUUUAAAAUCAGUGAGUUGUUUGCAUUUAUUUGCUCUUGGUUACAUUAACAGUUCUGUCGGUUCUGCCAUUUCAAGUCAUUCUUUUGAAGUAUACAUGUGUAUAUAUACGCCUAUGUGUGUGAGAGGGAAUGUGCGAUCCUGUGUGCUGGGCUAAGUCUGUCUGUCAUAUUGAUAGAAAUCUAGACCCUUUCCACUAAUUUGGUAGUUACUAAAGUUUUGCGCUGGGAUGAGAGGGAGUCACUGUAUAGUAAGUAUAUGCUGUGUUGCAAAGCAAAUUAAAAAAUUUGGAAGUUAAUUGAGAAACCUGAAAAAAGUAGAGUGCCCCUGAAGACAUCGCUCCAGUGCUAUUUAUUCUACAUAUGGUAUAGGGAGCACUAGGCAUUAGCGACUGAAUAGGUUAUUUGGUGAUUUCAGGAGUUCAGUUAACACCAUUGUUAAACUUCUAAAUUCCUUUUCAGUGAAGCAAAAGCUAAUAGUAUAUCUCAUGUAUUUGCCAUAUCUCAGUGGUAGCUUCUGUGUCCCAUACAGUCGAAGUUGUUCUGAAUUGUAUAUGUUUACCCAAUGAUGAGGUUAAAAUAUGCUGUAUAGUUUGUGCAAUGUAUUGAUUACAAGUUUGUUGGAGUUCAGUGAUCUAUUUAGUUUUUACUGUGCUGCUGUUUUGUAGGUAUGUGUGUGUAUGUGUGUAUGUAUGGGAGUAUGGAUUGUCUACAAUGUACGAGGAAAUAAUAAUUAAUCCUAAAGGAAAAGGGCAGUUAUGUAACCUGCCUUAAUGCAUUCACAUAAUCUUGUUUAAAUCCCAUAAUUAUGAAUUCAGAUUUCAAACGUUGCUGAAGAUUGUUCGUACAGCUGCCUUUGGCAUUAAGAAGUUAAACUUGAUCUUAAUUGGAGCUCACUUAUAUAUGGAUAAAUAAAGAAUAGUAUGUUUGUAUGAUCAACUACCUUGACUGUAUGUGGUGAUAAAGACCCGGUUUCCUGUGUGAUCAGGCGAGAUCAGUUCUGUGUACACACAGCCCCUGUUGAUGCCAGUGGGAGUUGCGUUCAUGUAAUGAAGGGCCUAAAAUUCCUCUAUUGAGAUAUAAUUGCGGUACUCUGGCUUUGUAGAAGUGCCUGGAUGCUAUGCAAUAUUGCUCAUGUCCCGUGCUGGAAUGUAGCUGUGAAUUCACAGGAAGAGCUCUGAACUCUGUUCCAAUCCAGAUUCUUUUCUUAUGUAAAAAUCAGAUGGCUGAGGUUAGUGUCCCGGCCUGGCCUGCCCAUGUACAGCAUUCUGCUUUAAGGAGCCAUGGCAGCUUUAAUUAAAAAAAAUUAUAAUAAUUUCCCAGAGGCUGGCAAGAGCUAGUGCUCUGCAUUGCCCAGGGAUAUGACCCCUCUACCUUUCUCACAGCCAGGCCUAGCUCUCCCGUCUUGGUUUCCGUCUGAGAUGCCUCUGCUGGAUGACAAGAGGGUAAUUACGAAAGAAGUACAGAACGUGGGAAGAGUCUACCUCAUGCCUGGCCAGUUGGACAAGGUCAGAUAGAGCAUGCCUGUCCAAAGGUGUAUUUGAUGUGAGGUUGGCUUCCGUCAGUCCCAUGUGAGCAGUGGUUCAGGAAAAGCCAAAGUCUGAUUUCAGACCCUCUUCUGUUAUCUUUGUCUAGUUAAAAUACAACAUCUGCCCACUGGCUCUACUCAUUGCUCCUUAUCUAAGUCUGUGCUUCUGCGUACUCAUCCCUUUAUUAUGAGGUGUGAGCAACACUGUGCUCAAAAUAUUGUUAGUUUGUCGUCUUCAGCACACCAUCAAAAUCUGUAACUUCUGUAUAAGACUACGUUGAAUACAGAGCUAAGAGAUGGGGGCAGACUCCCACAUCUGACAUCCUAUAAUGGUUUACCUCCAUUCCUCAAGUUAUGUAUGCGUGACUGCUUAGGCCUCACCUUGGCUGAUGAGAAUUUAGUUGCAAACAUUCCCACUCCAAAUUAAAACCAGAUUAGAUGAUAAGCCAAUAAAUAUUGUCCAAGUGGGAGAUGUACUUAGGCUUAUUUUCUUUAGUGAGAUGACAUGUUCUAGUCUCUUCCCUCCGUGUGGGGCCCCCCAAAGUCAAUUUGAUCUACAAAGAUUUCAAGAGUAGCUGAAAUGCUUGAAGCUGGCAAAUCAGUUUGGCUAUGAAGCUGGAAUCCUUAAAGUAGAAUCCUGGGUUUUAUGUGUAAUUAUUAUUAUUGAAAGUAAGAAUGCCUGUUUAAAAAUAUAACUUAAAAGAAGAAAUAGCUGGGCUUGUCAGGGCAGAUGUUAAGUUUUUGACUGCCUCAGUCAUGAGUAGUUUUAGAAUCACGCAAGGUGAUGAUUAUGAUGUUAUUGCCGCACUGCCUCCUGACACUGUUCAGGUUCUCUGUAUAGAAGCCUUAUUAUUCCAAAAGAGCAUUAAUGCAUUUGAAUGACUUUACUCCAUUUCUGUGGGAAGGAUGAUUAUGUAACACUGAGGACAUAGAGCUCCCUGUGUGUUUUGCCCACAAAGGUUCACAGAGCUGCACCUUCUCUUUUUAGGAUCUAUUCAAUGGUACUUUAAUAAAUGUUGUGUAAAAAAUGCCUACAGUUCUGUAUAACAAAUGUGAAUUUUUAUGACAAGAAUGUGUAUUUAAUGUAUAAAAAAAGAAAGUAAUAUAAAAUGCAGUUUCUUUGUAUCCAGUGAAACAUCUA
This is a messenger RNA of Struthio camelus australis, 7073 nucleotides long. Lineage: Eukaryota; Metazoa; Chordata; Aves; Struthioniformes; Struthionidae. The record is from RefSeq and is a predicted model, not a curated record.